AUGUCUCUCCAAAACUUGUUUGUGGCGAAACUGCCGCGCAACAUUAACGAUGCGGACCUUCUCCAUAUCUUCACCGAGUUCGGCCCCUCCAGCGCUAAGAUUAUGCUGGACGCCGCGACCGGCAAGAGCAAGGGAUUUGGUUUUGUGCUUUUUGACGAGGAGGAGAAGGGAGCCAAGGCGUAUAAAGCACUGAAUCGUAAGAUGACACGUGCGUGUGGCCACAGUUUCACGCUGGUGAUCUACCCUUCCAACCACAAUGGUAAGAUCUUUACCGAAGAGAGCAACGCGCUCUAUAUCCGCAAUAUCCCGAUGAGUGUUGGGCAGGAAAAGGUGGAGCGUUUCCUGAAGACCUUUGGAAACUUGAUCUACUUCGCCAUGCGUGAGGACCAUUAUGGCAAUCCCGUGUGGGUCGUCUACGCCGAGUACGAGACCGUCGAGGAUGCCAAGAAUGCUCUAGCAAAGCUCCACGGCAACAAUACCUAUUUCCACGGCUCGGCGCCGAUCCUCGCGAAGUUCGAGGACAGCGAUGACGCCAAGAAGGAGCGGCGGCGCCGUCGUGACGGAAUGCAGACGCACGCCCCGAACAGCGGGUGCAUCUUUCCGCCACCGCACAGCCACCACGAGAACUCUGGAUCGCUUCACACCUCUUCCACAACGCUAAGCAACGAGAAUGGUCCUUCUAACAGUCACGGCGGCAGCUCAAACAGGACUGUGGAGCCGAAAACGUCGUCGAAGAGCACCGCCGGUCCGCGUCGCAACGGCACCGGUGGCAUCGCUACCGCCGUGCCGAGCCUGACACCUGCGAGUGCCCCACCGCCACCACCACCGCUACCGCCGUUCCUGCCUGCCAUAACGGACGUCACGGAGCACACUCCGACGGCAGCCUUCUCCAUGCCACCGCAGCUGCUGCAGCCGACGCCGGGCUACUGCUACACGGUUGGCGAGAGCGGGCAGCAGAUUUUCAUCCCUGCGCCGUCAUUCAGCUCCCCAAUGCCGUCCUACAGCUUUGCCCCCGCCACGCAGUCGGCACCGAUUCUGCUGCUGAACCCACCGAUGCAGACAACAGACGCCGCUGCCAAGCCGAACUUUUCUCUGCUGAGUCCCUCCUCGAACGCGACCAUGGUGCUUAUGGAGAAUGGGCUUCAGUACAUGCUAGCUCCUGACGCCAUGAACAUGAACUGCGAGCCAUUCACGUCUCCGACGUCGGGUUUUGUACCGAUGCUGGCGGGCUCACAGCCGAAGAGCCUGUUGGGUAUGAGCAGCAACCAAGCAGCCUACACGAACGGAUCCACUGGCUCAAUGAACUCCUUCGGCCCGUGCAUUGAUGCUGUCUAUACAGAACCACUUCAAGUCGUCCCUCCCCACUACGACGCUGAGGAUGAGGUUCUCGGUGAGGCAAGCGUCGCCGGCCCCAACAAGGAGGACGGCGUUCGUGUGCACGCUCUACAGAGCACGAGCGCCGAGGGAAGCGUGAUCACCGGCCUACGUGGACCAGGAGUGGGGUGGUACUAG
Molecule: messenger RNA, 1512 nt
Organism: Leishmania mexicana MHOM/GT/2001/U1103
Lineage: Eukaryota; Euglenozoa; Kinetoplastea; Trypanosomatida; Trypanosomatidae
Product: putative RNA-binding protein
Exons: 1
Coding region: 1-1512 (503 amino acids)
Cellular component (GO): nucleus; cytosol; ribonucleoprotein complex
Molecular function (GO): poly(U) RNA binding; poly(A) binding; mRNA 3'-UTR binding
Source: RefSeq, a predicted model, not a curated record